Molecule: messenger RNA, 1914 nt
Organism: Diuraphis noxia (Russian wheat aphid)
Lineage: Eukaryota; Metazoa; Arthropoda; Insecta; Hemiptera; Aphididae
Product: gamma-aminobutyric acid receptor subunit beta-like
Biological process (GO): monoatomic ion transmembrane transport
Cellular component (GO): membrane
Molecular function (GO): GABA-A receptor activity; extracellular ligand-gated monoatomic ion channel activity
Source: RefSeq, a predicted model, not a curated record
CAAAGAACUACCUCAAGGGUGGAUCACUGGAGAACACCAUCAAUGGCCGCGGAGACGACGACUGCAACAUCACCCCGUUACCUCCGCAGCACGUCAUGCACCCGAGCAAGGACAUCAACAAACUGUACGGCGUCACGCCCAGCGACAUCGACAAGUACUCAAGAAUCGUGUUUCCGGUGUGCUUCGUUUGCUUCAACCUCAUGUACUGGAUCAUUUACCUGCACAUCAGUGACGUGGUGGCCGAUGACUUGGUGCUGCUCCAGGCAGACAAGUAGACUUCUUUACAGAUUUUGCGCCGCAACUCUAUGAUGACWACGACAACGAUGAUCCGAUAAUAUUAUAUURUAUUAUGAUAUAUUACAGUAAAAUAUAAUAUUUUUAUCUAGAUUUAGUGUAAGAGCUCAACUACGAAAAAAAUACCGCAUCGCGAGUAUAUUUAAUUAUUAUUAUUAUAGUAAUUUUACGAUUAUAAUAUAUUAUUAAGGGAUUAUUAGGGCAAAGAAUUAUAUGAUCUUAAAACCAAUUAAAUAAUAUUUAUGAUGGUAUGCCCUAAAAAUUAACAAAUUAUGCCCAAAAAAUAUGCUCUAAGAAAAAAGUAAAUUCUAAUGUAGUAAUAUAAUAUUUUAAUACCAAAGUUUAAUAUUAAAUUAUACUUUUUAAAUACCUAGGUUUUUACCUAAAAUAUCUACUAAUACAAAUGUGAUCUUUAAAAUAAAAAUAAAUGUUAUAAAUUUCUUAUGUCUAAUAUUGAAAAAAAUUMACUAAUUAUUAAUAUUUCUUUGGAAAGCAGCUUUAACUUUAACUUUUGUUGAAUCUGAAAAUCAAACAUUGCGUGUUUGUUAUUUUCUUAAAAUAUGUAAAAAUAUUGUAACAUUGAAAAUUUAGUAGGUAUUUUAUUUCAGGAAAAUCUAAAUUAUACAUCGCAUAAAAACUUAAAAGUAGAUGAAAUCCCCAAAGGCGCCCUAUAUAAUUUUCCAUGAUACGUAGGUACCUAGAAUAUCAUUCAUCCGAAAAUACAUUUUGGUAUAAAACUAUAACCCAGCUAUUUUUUUUUUUUACCAACUCAUAAAUUCAUGCAAAUUUUAUGUUCCCUAGUGGYUAGUUAUUAUAACAUCAACCAUAGGUCUAGACAGAAUUUACUUAUUUAUUAUAUCUGCAGGGUCUUUCACCUGAUCAGCUCUCUAUGUCGAUCAGACUAAAACGCAUAAAYUCAAWCCAAUCCAAUAAAAUCCACUCCGUUAUAUUUUAUAAACGAAAUAAAUAUCUAAAAACAAAAAUACCGUCUCAAAAGAUACUUUUAUCCAUUAUCCGAAUGCGUUUCGUCUUURAAAUAAAAACAUUUAUUGCAGUAUAAAGUUACAGUAAAUSGACUACAUGUAUCAUCAUUAUUAUUGUCAUUAAAAUUGAUUUCAAUCCGUUCCAUUCUAAUCUAACCAUUCCACCAUGAUUUUCGUGAUGAUAAUAAUGGUUAUAAUUAUAUUAGAAUAUUUUAUGACGACCAACCGACAUUUCGUUUUUAAGAGGCAUUUAUCGCGUGAUUCAGGCGAGGAGUCKUGGAUACRAAAAGUUUCUCGAAUUAAAAUGUUUUUGAUUAAAAUUUAAAAUAGUUAAUUAGUAUCAUCAUUAUUAUUACGACUACGACGGUAAUAACAGUUGUCRCGUCAAGUUUUCCGUUCGUUUUGCGCAUGUCAAUACAUUUAUUGACGUUAUAUUAUUAUAUUAAUAUUAUAUUUUCGUAGUGACGUAAUUUAAUAUAUAAAUAUAUAUAUUAUAUAUUAUUAUACACUGCAGUGCUCAAUCGUCAUAUUUAUUUCUGAUUUCAAUUUAAGACAUUCACGUCUACUUACGAUUACAAUAAUUAUUAAUUCUUCUCAUAAUAUUAUAGCUGUUAAUAUUUCUAUUGCAUUUUUGAAA